Lytechinus pictus (painted urchin) is the source of this 9956-nucleotide messenger RNA. Its product is annotated as headcase protein homolog. The transcript has a single exon. The coding region runs from base 173 to 2077 and encodes 634 amino acids. The record is from RefSeq and is a predicted model, not a curated record. NCBI's taxonomy places the organism in Eukaryota, Metazoa, Echinodermata, Echinoidea, Temnopleuroida, Toxopneustidae.
AAAAGACGAUCUGGGCACCGAGACACGCCUCCAGCGGACCCCAAAUAUCCAAACAAUCAUCUCGAAAGCGUGAGACGAACCUCAUGUGCAUUUGUUUACAUCAUAAAUUGGACUGAAUUUUGGGAUUUAUCAAUACCCCGUUACAACCAUUCUGUGUAAAAUGUAAUCGUCUAUGUUUUGUCGGACAGCCAUGCCGUUCUCUCGCGAUGAUAAACAGCAUAGAGCCGACCAAUUUCGCCAGCAAGUAGAAGAACAGCUGGAUGAGCAAGAUGCUGGCGAUGGUGAUGGCGAAGUAAACAACAAUGAACACGAGGAGCCAUGUUGUGUUCCGUUGAGUUGCACUGAAGGCGAAUCUGUGCAUACGGACGAUCCGGAUGACUGUCAAAAAGUUGUCUGCAACAAUCCGGAGUGCACACAGGGGAAAUACAUGCAUAAGAUUUGCUUUGAUAUAUGGGAGGAUGAAGUUCUAACAUAUCUGCGAUCGUCUGGUCGGGCGAGAAGCUGGUCGGAAAAGCAGCGUCGCCAGAAUUUGUGGACAAAGAAAGGCUACGACUUGGCGUGGAAAGCAUGCUCGUGCAAGUGUGGCAAGGGUCAUCUACGGAAGGACCUGGAAUGGAUACCGCCGAAGCUCCCCGAGGGUGCUGCUGCUGAGAAUGCCCAGCAACGUAGACAUCGACGCCGCAAGAAGUCCAAUGAGAAACCAACCAUUGGCCGAGCUAAUUCGAUCAGUUCAAGUUCUGGAAAUGGCAAUGGAAAUGGCAAUGGGAAUGGAAAUGGCCACGGAAAUGGACACGGUAGACUGCGACACACAUCAGCUUCGUCAACAGCAUCGACCGAAAGCAACCACACUCCACCACAAAGUCCAAGUGUUUAUCAACCAGGCAGCAAAAACCAACGUUUUCCACCACAGAUAGCAGUGGUUUCGAAUCCACCUACCAGUACCGUUUCUGCUGCCACAGCUGCAACUUCUAGCCACCCAGCAACACCUACCACAACAGCAACAUCGACUGCAAGUUCAACAGCAUCCGCUGUAACCCCAACAUCGGUGAGCCACAGCACACAGUCACAGAGCCAUGAUAAUUGGAAUAAGCGGCAACAUGGUGGAAGCAGUGGCGGAAAAAUCCAGAAUCAACCCCAUCAUUUUGUAUCUCCGAUGCCACAGCAGCAGUAUCAGGGGCCACAAUCUCAUCACGACUACCAUGGGCCACCACUGAGUAUGGCCCAUCACCAACAGGGUGGCAACAGGCAGGCCCAACCUACCAACAGAUCACCACAAUUUCAUCACGGUGGACCACCUGACUUUCGACCGCAGGGAGAGAGGUCUGGCAACAUGCAAGCUGCCCUCAACACCAACUUCUUCAGCAGCAAUGUCUACUGGAAUCCCACUACGGAUAACAUGCCUCCUCCUGGCAGCAGUUCAAAUAGCAGUGGCAGUGGCGGAACUGGUACACGAGGUUUCUUACCACGUUUGGAUCUGUCUGCCUUCUACCAGGUGUUGCCGGCACACAAGCUCAACUCGUACCACAUCAAGAUGGAAGAGGACAGUCAGCCGGAGUCCGAGGAGAUACGCUCCUUCAUAUUCGCGACUCUCAAUAUACAUGGCACCCGUGUCAUUCCAUGUUCCGUGUGUACGAGGAAGCUUCCCGUCUUUGAUCGCUAUCCUCUGAUCGAUGGCACAUUCUAUCUUACUCCGCAACGACAGGGCGAUGGUAACAAGGGUCUACAAGUUGGUCUCCAGAGCUCCCAGUACCUGAAUGCUGUCUGCAUGCAGUGCUUAGAGGGUGUUCAGCGGAUCGUCUGCCGUAUAUGCAAGUCGCGUUGGGAUGGUAGUCAUCACCAGCUGGGGACGCUCUACUCCUACGACAUCUUCGCAGCCUACCCCUGCUGCCCGGGGAGGGCGGGAUGCAAGCGGUGCGGCAAGCCAGUCAUCGACCCCACCCGCGGCACGCACUUCUUCAGCGAGUACUCAAGGAGUAUACAAUGCCCCCACUGCGGCGUUCCCGACUUCCACUUUGUGAAACCGCUGAGCAGUUACGAGGUCCACUCCAAUUCUGUACAAUCGAUCAAUGUAUGUUAACCACUUGAUCGCUUUAUAGAAGAGUACUGAUUCAGUGUACAUGUAAGCAUACUCCAGCGGAAAGCAAGGAUUUUGAAUCGCAUUAUUAUGGCAAAAUCUUAGACCGAUUUGAACUCUCUCGAGCCUGAUACGGUGUUAUAUUUUCUGACCUUUUCAUACAUAGUUUGUUUUCUUAUCUUCUCAGUUUUAAAACUUAGUAUCUUGUUUGAUAUCUAUAUUUUUUGAAAGCAUGGUAAUUGAACUUAUCGAGAUGCUUUGUUUGAAGCAUAGAUUUUGUUCCUAUACAAAGCAGUUCAUACAUACGUGUAAAGCAUUUAUCAAUAUAGAUGUUUUUGUAUUUAAUCAAGUAUAAUCAAUUUGUAAAUUGUUGAUCACAUACAUACAUGUUUACAUUGUAUUUGAUAGUGUGCUCUAUCAGUAAUGAUCAGUUGAUACAAAAGACGACUGAUGGUAAUUGUAUCAUUGAUUUUCAUGCUUUCUGCUGAGUUGCCAAGAUUUAGGAUAUGCCCAAUAUCAAAAUUGGCAGGCAUUCAGUUGGCAAAAUUAGCAAUUUCUCUGUUUGAUCAUGUGCUCUAGGUAUAUGAAAUUACUCUCAGCAUACCGGUAAUAGGUCUCCUGGGGCCUGUUGCAGAAAGAGUUGCAAUCAAACGCAACUCAAAAAAUCUGUCGCAUCUUGAUUUUCAGCCAAUGAAGCACACGCAAUGGGGACUUGUGCUUGAUAUUUUGACUUGCGUUUAAACGCAACUCUUUCUGCAGCAGGCCCCUGAAAGGAAAAAUACUUAACUUAAACAACAAUAAACAAUUGGUUUUUUAAAAGUCUCAGUAAGUUGUUCAUUUUGGGAGUACGUAAAGGUUCAUCUAUGAAUAGUGAAGCACCAAAUCAAUAAUGUUGCAAGUGUAGAAAUUAUUAGUGAAAUGCAUUUCCUGAUUGAAUUAUUUUAAAGGAAAAUUACUCCAGGGCCCCAUCUUACAAUAGUUACAAUUGAUCCGAUCUAACUCAACUGUAUGGAAAUCCAUUGAUGUCAUAAUUUCUGUCUACAAGGAAUUUGUACAGUGUCCUUUGUAAACAAAGAGAAGCACACUGAAUUUUUCAAGAAAUCAAUGAAUGUGAUAUCUAAAAACUGUUGCGAGUAAACAUGCAUUUUAGAUGUUGAUGGCUUUCCAUAGUUAUGUUUGACCAGAUCAAUUGCAACUCUAUGUAAGAUGGGGCCUACAAUAGGUCACUUCCAAUGUGGAAAGACAGAGAACAUGUUUUAUUUGUUGUUCAGACUGACAAGUGCAAGUAAUUUCUUUAAUUAUUUCCAUUUUAGUGAGUCAGACUUGAGCGGUUGGCCUCUUUUCUGUUUUGCGGACUGACACAUUGAUUACGCUUUCAACAACUUACAUGUAGUCAUUCAAUGUGAAGAGAAUUCAUUGAUUCAAGAUUAAGGCAGAGGCUUUGAUGUUUCUUUCCUUGCAAACCUAGUAAAGGGGUCUUCCAUUAAAGGGGAAUUCAGCCUUGGCCAUAAAAUGUUGUGUUGGGAAGGAGAAAAAUAAAUUAAACAGAAUAGUGAAAGUUUGAAAGAAAUCGUACAAGCAAUAAGAAAGUUAUAGCUGCUUUAAAAUUGAGGUCACUAAUACUAUGUAGAUUUCAAAUUGGCAACUAGGUAUUACAAUGUAUGACAAGGGGCAAGGACAACUUUCCCAUAGGCCAUGUAUUGUUAUCAGGGAUUUUUGGUUUUCUCCUAAGUACCCAUUCCCCUGGUGCAGUAAUCUAAAUAUAACACAGGAAGUAUAUUGUUUUAUGUCCUCAUGAAAGAAAAAUAUAAUUUGCAAUAAAACUUUUGGGAAAAAUGACAUUUUAGCCAUAAUAUGUAUUGGAGUACAUGGAAGAGUAGUCCUUGCCUUACAUCACUAUGACAUCCCAUAUGCGGCCAAUUUUAAGUCUCCAUGGGUAUAGUGAUUACCAAUAUUUACAACUUUAAAAAAUUCAUAACUUUCUUGUUGUUUGUCCAAUAUUGUUCAAACUUUCACCUAUAAACUUGUCUGAUUUUUCUUUUCCUUAUACAAACAAGUUUUUAUUUGGGUUGGAUUCCCCUUUAAGUUAGUGAAUGAACUUCACAAAUGCAUGCCAUUCAGUUUUGAAAUAUUUGUUGCUCUGCUUGGCAAGAUUUUAUGUCAUUUCUUAACAUCUGCUUGAAAUUUGAAUGUUUUUAUUUUGGAUAGAUUGGAGAUAAAUCUGUCCCAGUAACACAUACCAACUUAAUAUUUUCUAAUGGUUGAUUUACUUCUUAAGACUACUAUGUCAAUAUUUCACUGGAAAUGUCCAUAACUUUUGAUGUACUCUUCAGAAAUUAUGAGAAAUAUGAAGUUUAAAUUAAAAACAUGAAGCUUGAGUGUUGCUAAAAAGCCAAAAAGUGGCUUUUGUGUGGAAUUUGAACUCAUCUUAAUAAAUGAGGGGAUUGCAAAAUUUUGUUUUAAUAAUUUAAUGAACACAUUUGAAAUAGUCAUUUAUCUUAAUUUCCAUCAUUGGGGAGAAGCCUUGCAUUCUAUUUUCAUAGAUUAUUCAUCAAACUCAUAGAUAGAAAACUGUUAGACAAUUUGGAAAAAAAAAUGGAGAAUGUUUGUGAAGUGGACCAACAUUGGAAUGUGGGGUAUUUCCUAAAGGGGGAAAAUGUGCAUUUGAUUUUAUUUCUUGGAAAGGAGUUUGAAAGUGCUGUCAUCUUUAUCAUAUACAGCAGCUGUUUAGCACUAUAAUUUCAUUUUGUAUGAUGUAGCUUACAAGUUAUCUUGACAUGCCAAAUUAUGUUAAUUCUUGUUUCAAUGAUACAUGUGUGUAGAUUUAGCAUUUAGAAAAUUGUUUAAUUCAGCUUUUUAUUUUUAAUACAUGAUUAUCACAUGUACAUUGGUAUAUUGUCAAUUCAAGUUGAAUCCUUCCCUCAUUUUAUUGACGAGGAGUUAGAGAAGGAAAACCUCCCAUUCCAUAUUUUGUAUGAUAUUUUAUUUUCUAUUUUAAACAUAACGUUUGAAUUUGUCACUCUUUCAUAGUUUUGUAAGGGAUUAGUUUUAGAAUGAAACAAAGGAACAUGAUUCCAUUUCAACCACUGCCAUUGUGUCAGUUGACAAGUCAUUUUAUAUGCAUUUGGUACUCUCCACCCAGGGGCCUGUAACAUAUACUUCAAUCAGUUAUAGUUUAUUAUAUAACUGCAAAUCUACAUGUAUAUUAAACAGCAAAAAGUUCAAUGGUGGUAUCUAUUUAUGGUGUUAUUGUAAAUUGGUCAAAACUCUCAGUUGGGGAAAAUCUUCUGUUUUAAGAGCUGAUAUUGCUACAUGUACAUGUAGCCUAGCAGUGAUGAGUUAAGGAUGUCUUAUAUCAAUCGAUAUAUUUGAAAUUUUGAUUGAAACGUACAUGUAAAGGGUGUUCACCUAUUUUUCACAUUUAUUUUAUGUAUUUCCAUUCGAAACGGCAUUUUCAGUUCAUACAUGCAUAUUGGCGUUAUUUUCCACUUAGUGGAUUUUUUUAAUUGCAUACUUAUAGUUUCUGUGAUCUAAAUCAUUGACGAUUUGGGGGAACCUACAUGAUAUCUUAGGAACCUGGUACAGAAUAAUUAGUCUGAAACAAAUUUAUUUGUUUUGAAAUUUGAGAAGAUUAUUAUUUGGUUUAUUAAAACAUUUUAUGUACCAGCCCAAAGAUCCUUUAAUAUUAAAAGAUAAAUCAAAAGGCCUAACAUAGAGAGGCCUUCAAAUAUAAUUUGAUGUCGGGGUUGGAAUAAGGACUUGACCUUGACCCUUUUACAUAAUCAGAUUCACAACUCAAGUAGAUAUUAUGAAUGUUACAGAAAUGUGCAAAAACAAAAAAAAGAGAAGGUUAUAACAAAGGAUCGUAUAUGUUGUAGAUUUUUCAUGCAUUUAUUUUAUUUUCCAAAGGAAUAGUCUUAUAAGGCCUAUGCCUUCAGUCUUAGCCAGUACAUUAGAAUGAACUGUAGUAUGUAACUGUGUAUGUAGCAAAGAUUUGGUUAUUUGUGUUUAUUAGACUAUAGAUAGUCUACCAUACACUAUAUGCUCGGUUUGAACUUCAUUUUUGCUUUUGCAUCCAAUAUAUUUGUUUAAUAAUACUUUUACCUCAUGUUUUGUACUGUAUAUGAUGCUUUGAGAGAAUUUAUUUUUGGCUUGUACAUGUCCCAAGUGUGCGGGGAAAAUGUCCAAUUGUUAUGUUGCAUUUACUCCUAAUGUCAAUCCCCUCCCCACCCCCUUCAACCCUCCAUUUCAGUUGUUUUCAUUACCGUCAAUUGCUUUCACACCUGCUAUUACAAAAAAAGGAGAAAAUACUCGCUGCAUUUAUUUUGAAACAUUGCAAACUUUUUAGUAUAUUCCUGGAAGAAAAUUCAACUUAUUCGCUAACAUUACAAAGGUAUUAGUAAACAAAUACUGAACUUUGAUUCCUGUUGUAUUUGACAUUGUCCGUAUGGAUGAAAAAUCCAGGAAGAAAAAAAUCAAAUAUGUGCAGACACUUUCAGUCGGGGACUGAGAAAUGGUAAUAGGUGAUUUUCUCCAGAAAUGGGUAUGUAAGCAAAUUAUCUAGCCAUACAUUUGUAUGAACUUUUGAUGUCAAAAUGCAAAACAAAUGCACAUAAUUUGCUAUUGGAUUUCAAGCUGGUAUUUUCUAGUUUUUUUUUUUCAGGUUCAGGCAGGUGUGAAUGUCUCCAAAGAAAUGAAUUGGCUAUUUUAGACUGGAAAAAAAAUGUAAUUUAUGUGUAACUGCCUAAAUUAACCAUGUACAGUAUUUAGUCUACCCAUUACCAGACUCCUCCUUAUCUAUACACCCAGUAGAUGGUCUGCACACAUUGUAGACACAAUCCUUACAUGAUGUUAUUUGUGCCGCUUCUGUCACUUGUUGAUUAUACACUGCAAAAACUCCGGUGUUGAUUUAACACCAGCCCGGAAUAUGUAAUGUAUAUGACCACACCACAGAAGUAUUGAAACAACACCAGUUUGGAAUCAAACCGAUGCUGUUUUGAUACUAAUUGGUGUUGUGUAAACAACACCUAUCUGGUGUUAGACCAAAACCAAACUGGUGUUGUUUAACACUUCUCUGGUGUGGACAUAUAUUAGAUUCCGGGCUGGUGUUAAAUCAACACCAGAGUUUUUGCAGUGUAAUGUCAAUUCGGGUCUGUGUCUGCAGACUAGCAUAUACAUGUAUUCACUCAAAACAUACAUGUUCAUUAAACAAUUGAUUUUGAUUACAAAUUAGGUUGUGUCUAUACAACUACUAAGUACAUGUACAGAUAUGUUUGCUUUCAGAUAUUUACAUUCUGAUUGCCACUCAGUCGUGUACAGUAGAAUGAAUACAAUACGAUGUAUUAUGAGCAUAUUUUAAAAUCUAUCCAGGCAGUUGAGACAAGUUGUUCAAGCAGGAUUUCUGGCCAGUUGAUUAAAAGGAGUUAUUUGAAAAUAGAAAGUUAACAAGGAAUUUCAUUUGAUGGACAAACAUGUUUAUCUUGAAGGUGCAAAUGAGAAAGGCUUAUGAUUAUCUUGUUUGAUAAAGCAUGUACACUCACUCGUACAUCAAAGAAAGAAUGCAUAUAAGAAAGCAUAAAAUGCAUCUCAGUUAUGCACUGUUCAGCUAUGUCACCAAUGAUCAGGUAUCAUGCUUGUUGACAUCUUGAACUGCACUAAAGUGUAUCAAAAUACCAAAAUCUAUGGCAACACAUUGUAAUUUUGUAGUCCUAUAUUUCAAGUAGUUUGUCCUUGGCCACAUCCAUGUAGGCUUAGAAUGUAGAAAUAUACAUUGUAAGAAGACUUCCAAUGGAAGAUAACUCUCCAAGCCAACUUAAAAUUUGUCCACUAUGAGUUAUCAUUUGAUGAUGGUGUCCUCAGGGGAGGGGUGUCCUCUGGGAGGGAUAUCCUCUGGGGGGAUAUCCUUUGGGAGGGGUGUCCUCAGGGAGGGAUAUCCUAUGGCAAAGGGUGUCCUCUAGGGAGGGGUGUCCUCUGGGAGGGAUAUCCUAUUGGGAUGGGUGUCCUCUGGGGAGGGGUGUCCUCAGGGGAGGGGUGUCUUCUGGGAGGCAUGUCCUCUGGGGAGGGGUAUCCUCUUGUGUCUAGGGAGUGUUGUCCAUUGCAUGGAGCUCAUCUCAAGUGAAGAUGUGGUCCUAAGCCGGGGGGGGGGGGGGGAUAUUCCAUGUGGGAAUUAUCCUCUUACAAGGGUGUACAUGACUUUUGUAGAGGCAUGUGACAAGAGAGUAUUAUAGGAAGCUUUAGAGAGCAUGGAUGGUCUUUAAAUUGAAACAUUUUCAUCUGUUUUUGCCUCUUUGUAUUGAACUUGCAGAAACAAGCAAUAUGGUUUUAUUUGAAGUCGUAACUUUUUAUUUAAUUUUCUUCAUCUUUCAUUCCCUCUUGAGAUUCAUAACCAGGUAUAUUCCUGUGUGUAACUGUAUGUAUGGUAUGACCAUGAUGUGUAGAGAAAGAAAUGAAUGCUUUUUAAUACAUGUAUGAAGAUGAUCACUCAUUGACUUAUUGACUUGUAUGUUUUAAGUUAUAUUGUGACUAUGAAAUCGUUCGGAACAGAAAAGAAAAAUCGAUAUUGUGUAUACAUGGAGGCUAAUUGUGCUCAUUCUUCAAAUUAGAUUUUCCUUUUUUCUCUGCUUGAUCAGAGUUUUGUUAUAUGAGAAGCACAUUUUCUGAAAUGAGUUCCAAGGGUAAUUCUUUUUAAUGUGUGAAAUACUGAAAAGCUUUAAUGUUUGGAUCACUGGAGUUUAUUGAUUUAAUAUAAUUUCAGAUUAAAUUAUAUCUUUAACCGUGACUCAUACUAGAUGGCAUUUAUUGUGAUCAAGCACUGAGCAUAUCAAAUUGACUACACUAAAGGGGUAAAUUUUCUGAGUUUAUUAUGAUAAUGACAUUCAACAAACACUUUACAGCUUUUCGAGGUUUGUCUUAUUUUACCAAAAAGGGUUAAACAAGUGGGGCGAAGAUGUCACAAGCCCUCCCUUUUAUUGAAUUGUAUUUGAUGAAAUUACUAAAACAGCAUUUAAAUUUAGUCAAGGUUCUCAAAGGAUAUGGCCCUAUCACUGGGCCUUUGAUAUUUUGCACCUUUUAAAGAAAACUCGUAAAAAAAUAUGAAAACUAUAAAAAUGUACAUACCCUUCAGAAAAGUGACGUUGUUAUAAAAAUAUUGGAAACGAAAGCCUGCAAAUAUUUCAUUGUUUUAUUCCAAGAUGGUUACACUGUUUGGCUCCUCAUGAAAAAAAAAAAUACAAUGUUUGAAAUUAAAAUUCAAAAUGAAAAUGAGGCUUGUACACCCAGGCAUCACCUCAACCAUUUGCACAUGCAAUGCAAAAAUAUGUUGAUUUGAUUUUAAUGAUCAAGUUUUGAUCAGAUUUCUGUUUGUUUAAAUUUACUAAAUUCAAAUCAAUUUGCUGUUAACUCUGUGGGGUGGCCCCUUCAUGGUGCAUUUCCAUGUCCUGUGGAGAGUAUGUAGAAGUCCAUGGUCCCUUAGUUUCUUAAAAUAAUUUGCUUUCAUAUGAAUAAGCAGGUGAUGAAGAUGGAAAGAGUCAUCAAAUUUAUUUCAUAAUGAAAAGAAUGUAAGUUUUUGUUGGAAAGGUAUUAAUCUUGAAUGCCAAGAAAGGUGACAGAUAUUUUUUAUGUUUAUUUGUAUCCACGUGUUAUUGAAGAUGUUAAUAGAUAAGGAUCGGCAUUUGGCACCCCUUCCAGUGUUAUUGUACACACUUGGAAAUUUGAUUGUAUGCCUAUGCCUUAUGACUGAGUCUGUGAAAGGAGGAGAAAAGAAGUGAUAUUAUUAUUCUAUUUACAUUGUAUUUGUUCUUUGACCAUUGUUGUAGAGAAGCUUGUUUUUGUCGAAGUCAAAUAGGAUGCUCAAAUAAACUGGAGAAUUUAUAUGGUUUGAAAA